UUUCACUGACAGCACAACCGGCUACAUCGAUUUCGUCAUUUAAAUCGAGCACAUGUAGACUCUGUAGUUGUUUCUAUUUAACGCUCUCAUCGAGUCGUCUUAGUUUUUUUUUUUCAAUUAAAAAAAUCAAAUAAACAUAAAUCAUGUCAGCCCUGAUGGAAAAACUUUGUAGAUCUUUAUUGAUGGAGCAUUUUGGUGCUGCCACUUGUGAGGUUGGGUGUAUAUUAUUCAAGUAUGGACCUAAAACCAUGACACAAUUUGCAAACUUUACAAAACUUCCUGCCAAUAAAAUUGUUGAAGCAUUAUACGCUUUAAUAAAGUUUGAUAUUGUUGCACAUGAAAAACUUCCUCGUGAAGUGCUAUAUUCAAUAGAUAUUGAGAAAAUAUUUUUACUCCUUCGUCACCAUAGGUAUACAACUUUUGUGAAAAAAAAUAUGUACGAUGAAGCAGAAAUGUUGUUUGAUGUAGUUUUAAAAAAUGGUUACGAUACUGCUUCACAAAUCAUUGUAAAAACUUACACAAGACUUGAACAAAAUCCUCCUGAAAGAAGGGCAUCUAUUCCACUGCUAUUAGAAAAAUUUGAAUUAUUGGUGAAAAAUCAGUUCAUAAUACGCCACUCUGUUAAUAAUGAUGCUAAUACAGAUGCAUAUAAUUUUAUCAUGCCAUCUCUCCAUGUAAAAGACCUUAUACAACUUUCUAAAAAUACUAAUGUUGAUACUGGUGACCAGAAUAUAUUUUGGAAAAUAAAUUUUGACAGAUUCACACAAGACUUGAGAAAUGAAAUACUAGUAAAUACUAUUACUAAAAGAUUUGAUGAUAAUGCUGGUGAGCUUAUGAAGCGACUGUUAAUCUUAAUGGAUACAAGGACUGCAGCAUGGGAAGAUACCUCCAUCCCUAUAGCAUUUAAUGAAAUAAAAGAGGAUAUGAAAAAAAAUUUCCCAUCUAUUAUGCCUCGGUUAGAUCAAUAUAUAAAAGUAUUAGAGGAAGAUUCGUGUAAGUUUAUUAUGCGAGUUGGAGAUUCUGGAGGUGGCCAAUACACUGUUAAUAUGAAAGAGGCUUUCCAUCAGUUAGCGUGGGCAACUAUUGAAAAUGUAGUUAUGGAACGAUUUGGCUCAAAAGCAGCUAGAAUUUUUAGGUUAGUUCGAAGCUGCAAUUAUAUUGAAAUGGAAAAAAUUCAACAAAAAGUUAUGUUUCCUCCUAAAGAAACCAAACACAUAACUUAUAAAUUAACAGAAGAAAAUUAUUUGCAUUAUCGAGAUUUUAAGAAAUCAGGAACAAAUGCUCCAAAAACAUUUUAUCUGUUUCACAUAGAUUUGGAUGAAGUUGUACGCAUGACAAUAGAACAUUGUUAUCAUGCAAUUUAUAGUGCUAUUUAUCGCAGAAAUGAUGACCUAUCUAAAAACAAGAGGUUGAUAGACAAAGAAUGGAAAAUUACAACUUUAGUUAAGAAUUUCAGAGAACUUGGAGCUACUCCAGAGCAAAUAGCAAAUGUUGAAGAUCAAAUUACUCCAUCUGAAAAAGCUCAUUUGAACCAAUUAUCAAUGAGAGUAGAAAAAUUGAGUACCAGUGAGUGCCAAGUGGAUGAUACAUUAUUUGUCUUACAAAUGUACAUCCGAUAUCACAAAUCAAAACUAGUUAAAUGAUAUGUUAUUCAAAAUUUAGAAUUUUUUGAAAUUUCCAU
Molecule: messenger RNA, 1681 nt
Organism: Trichogramma pretiosum
Lineage: Eukaryota; Metazoa; Arthropoda; Insecta; Hymenoptera; Trichogrammatidae
Gene: Polr3C
Product: DNA-directed RNA polymerase III subunit RPC3
Exons: 8
Coding region: 144-1643 (499 amino acids)
Biological process (GO): DNA-templated transcription
Cellular component (GO): RNA polymerase III complex
Molecular function (GO): single-stranded DNA binding
Source: RefSeq, a predicted model, not a curated record